GGAGUGAGACACAAAACUUGUCGGGUAACUACAACGCUGAUUUUAGGCUACUAAGACCAGACGCUGGCUAGUGGCUACGGCGGGAGUCGGGCUCUUCCUUGGCGAGGGAAGGCUGCCAGAGAGGCGACUUAGCUGCACCGCGAAGCCACGACUGAGGAGCUAGCUGCUAGUUGUAAAAUUUGCGUUCACGCUGUAGUUAAAACGCGCGCAUGUUAGCUAGUUGAAAUAGCUACUAGCUAUAGCUGACCUUGGCUAGCAUUUCCCAGUUACCCGUUUUACCCUCAAGCUGGCUGGAUGUGGUUCGGUAUUGCGGUCAGGUAUCUGAAGGUGCAGUGCACUUCGGUGGGGACAUAACAGGCGCAUGAUUUAGGGCAGCCACCGCUCGUCGGCAGCACAGCAGCCAGGAACAACAGAGCCUUCAGCAGCCACCUCCGCAGGCAGACCUCAGUGAAUUACUGGGGCUGAAGGACUACAUGGGGGUAAUGUACCUCAUUACUCUGGUUGAAAAGAUAGUGCCUGUGUCUGACGAGCAUGUCAAGGUGACAGAGGAGAAGUUUGAUGGAGUGGAGGUGGUAUUUUACCAGCCAAAGGAGCCGGGCAGUGACACUGAACUCAGGAGAGCUGUCAUAUACCUACACGGUGGAGGAUGGUGUCUGGGGAGUGCCAGAAUGAGUCCAUAUGAUCUCCUGGCCAGAAAAAUUGUCACUGAGCUAAAUGCAGUCGUUCUUUCUGUGGAGUACCGCCUUGCCCCUGCUCACCAAUUCCCUGUCCCAUAUGAGGAUGUAUACCAUGUGGUCAAACAUUUCCUCCAGAAGGGGGUGCUGGCCCAGUACUCUGUAGACCCAGGACGCAUUGCGGUGUCUGGGGAUAGUGCUGGGGGGAACCUGGCUGCUGCAGUUACUCAACAGUUACAAAAAGAGCCUGGACAGAAGAUUCAGUUGAAGGCUCAAGCACUCAUCUACCCAGUGCUGCAGGCUCUGGACCUUUACACUCCUUCAUAUCAGCAGAAUCAGGACAUGCCCAUUCUGCCCCGCACCCUUAUGGUGCGUUUCUGGAGUGAGUACUUCACCAGUGACAAGGCCCUUUUCAGAGCCAUGAUGGCUAACACCCACAACAACCCUGAGUCUUCCAGCUUGCUGAAGUUUGUCAACUGGAGCACAUUUCUGCCAGAAACAUAUCAUAGAGAAUACAACUACAGUGCUCCUGCUGUGGUGCCGGGAGUUGGAGGGGAGGCAUUUGGGAUGGAUGGACCAUCUCAAUCUUUUGCUGACCCGAGGGCAUCACCCCUGCUUGUUCCAGACACAUCCUUACACUCUCUGCCCAAGGCCUACAUUAUUACGUGUGAGUAUGAUGUUCUCCGAGAUGAUGGCAUCAUGUAUGUCACACGGCUCCAAGCCGCUGGUGUUGAGGUGACACAUGAACACUAUGACACGGGAUUUCACGGCGCACUAAUGUUCACCGUGUGGCCAACUGACUUCCUGAUUGCACGUCGCAUGACAGACAACUAUGUCAAAUGGCUCAAGGAAAACUUGUAAAAACUAUUGACUAUCAAUAUUCAUCCCAGUUUUUCCACAUAAUGCACCAAUUUUUGGUUUGGUGCAAAGUUUUCCCAUCUGGUGUUAAACUUUUUGUUGUUUAUUUCUUUCUCUUUGGUCGUGCUAUUUUUCUGUAAAUAUAUUGAGAAAUAUAUUAACUUCAUUUAUUUUCCCACCCAUGCAUUUUACCACAUUAGAUACCAGGACAGAAAACAGGAAUUUGAAAGUUCAAGCAGUUCAGAUUUAAAUGACAUUACUCAUUUACAAUAAUAAUGUUGUGUUUAUUGUCCAACAAACGAUAUACUACCCAGAGAGAUCUGAGGGGGAAUGUCAAACCCUGCAAUGUCACUAAAGUUGUUGCAUUGUGGAUGGCUAAUUUUUUUUUUUUUUUUAUCUGGCUAUCUGGCCCUAUGUGGUGCUACUCAUUCUUGCCACCGCAAACAAGAAUGACCAAAAUUUACUUUUAUCACUGAGUGCAGCUGAUACUGAAACCUGAAUUUAUUUUGAUGUGGUUGUAAAACCAUAACUCACAUGUAAUAAUUACUGACAUUGCAUCAAAGAUUGUCAAAUGAUAUGGCAUGAUGAAAUUUGUAUCAUGGAACAGAGUAUAAACAGGAGAUGAUGGCUUUGCACAAAGACUGUAUGUAUAUCUCUUAUCUGUGUAUGUAUGACUGCAGUUUGUUGUCCUCACUCAACGUUUAGUCCCUGAGGCUCAACAGUCAUAUUAGGUGGCCUGACUUGUCUUCACUUGGCUCCCCUUCUAUCUUUCUGUCUUUGGGUGACAUCACCCUGUGACUUCUCUCCACAUGGGACGGCUAUCUAAAAGAUCUAAAACGGGGGUAAAGGUUACCAAAAAAUAAUCCUUAUAUAUGACUGUCUCCGGUUAGCAAUGUUCUUUAAGCUUUACAGUUGAUAUGAAACAGGUGAAAAUCUCAGCUUUUAGGCAUGUAUUUGUUUGAAUGUCUUUCAGAGGGUCUUUGUUUUGUUUUGUUUUUUUUACCAGUUUCUCGUUUUUACAAAAAAAAUACACUAUCACAUAAAGUAUGUAACUUUUCAAACAAGUGACAGCUUUACAGAGAAACAUGGCUCUUUUGCUUAAGCACUGCUAAAUUCUCAUUUAUAAAUAUGACUGUUUCUACUUUUGUUUCUGGAUUCCCUUUGGAGAGCGUCUCAUUUGCAUCAUUUUUAAUUUUAAUGUUAUCUAAC
Molecule: messenger RNA, 2741 nt
Organism: Xiphias gladius (swordfish)
Lineage: Eukaryota; Metazoa; Chordata; Actinopteri; Istiophoriformes; Xiphiidae
Gene: aadac
Product: arylacetamide deacetylase
Exons: 6
Coding region: 474-1535 (353 amino acids)
Cellular component (GO): membrane
Molecular function (GO): carboxylic ester hydrolase activity
Source: RefSeq, a predicted model, not a curated record